AUGUUGAAGUUCGUUCCGUUGCCAGCCCCGCUAGUUAUCAGUCAAGAGAAAGCUAUUUCCAAGACUGUAACCUCAGAACCACUGCCUUGCCGGCGCUGUUUGAAAGAUGGAAAAAGAGGAGAUGAAAUGCUUCUCUUGUCUUACGAUCCUUUCAUUGCCACGUCUCCGUACAGCGGCACAAGUCCAAUUUUCGUCCACAAAAAAUGCGACCAAUACCAAUCAAAUGGCUCGGUGCCUGAACAGCAAUUCAAGCGCACGCUCUCUAUACGAGCAUACGACCAGAACCACAUGAUGGUUGACUUUUGUGUGAUCAAGGGCGAUCUUUUGCAAGAGAGAGCUGAAGAAUUUCUGAGUCAAACCGAUGUGGCUUACCUUCAUAUUCACUACGCGGGACCUGGGUGUUUCGCCGUGCGAGUCGAUCGAGCUGUUGUCUGA
Molecule: messenger RNA, 435 nt
Organism: Penicillium waksmanii
Lineage: Eukaryota; Fungi; Ascomycota; Eurotiomycetes; Eurotiales; Aspergillaceae
Product: DUF1203 domain-containing protein
Exons: 1
Coding region: 1-435 (144 amino acids)
Source: RefSeq, a predicted model, not a curated record